Molecule: messenger RNA, 6200 nt
Organism: Polypterus senegalus (gray bichir)
Lineage: Eukaryota; Metazoa; Chordata; Cladistia; Polypteriformes; Polypteridae
Gene: ltbp1
Product: latent transforming growth factor beta binding protein 1
Exons: 36
Coding region: 346-5562 (1738 amino acids)
Biological process (GO): supramolecular fiber organization
Molecular function (GO): microfibril binding; calcium ion binding
Source: RefSeq, a predicted model, not a curated record
CUUAAGUCUUUCACAUUAGUUAGCCAGCCAGCCGGAGCAGCUGUAACAUCUGCUGCCGACACAGCUCCCUGUGCUCGGUAAUAAUUCGGAGCUUCUUUCUUUUUUUAAAUUGAGUAGCAUUUUUAUUUUGUGUGUACUUGGUAAGUGUUCUACAUUUGGAAACAGAAGUAAGUGUUUUAUUUCUGGGAAAAAAUACUUAACGUUAAACCUUUCACUCCGCCCGGGGUGGAGGCGGAGAGGGGUGGAAUAUUCUCCACACCGGUCUUGAUCAAGAAAUCAGCCCGCAAGUGUCACACGAAAAAGGAUUUUACAAACCCGUCACAGCGUUCAUAAGUGGAGAUAAUAAUGGAUAUAACUUGGCUCCGAUGGAACAUUUUACUUUCUCUCGGGCUCUUCGUUUCACCAACAUUUACUUCGACGGUCAAAGGAGGCUACAGAAGAUACGCAACGUACAUGCUGCAGCCUGGGCAAACCGGAGCGGGCUCUCGGACUGGGGGACAGCAGCAGCAACACUCGAUUAACAUGGAGCUGACAGCGAGUUACAACAGCCAGGUCCGGACACGUAGGAUGGGGACCCAGCUGAGCCCUGGCGUGCACCUCCACCAGCAGCACCAGCCUUUCCAGAGCGGCGCUAGCAGCGGGCACCAGCAGCUUAAACCAGUCGGGGUCAACGUCUGCGGAGGACGCUGCUGUCAAGGCUGGAGUCUGGCCCCCGGCUCGCAGAGAUGCACCAAACCAAACUGUUCACCAAAGUGCCAGAAUGGAGGGAUGUGUUUAAGUCCACAACUCUGCAUGUGCAAACCGGGGACAAAAGGCAAAGCCUGUGAGCAGAAGGCCGGCACCACCAGCCCAGCUAUGCCCAUGCCAGGAAACGGGCAGGACACGUUUAUGCAGCAGCGGCCCAUCCCACAGCAGAGCCCCCAGCACACAUCCCAGAUGGGCUCCAUCCCUCAGAAGGUCAACAGCCUUUCCCAGAUGACCCUGACGUUGAAGCAGCAGCCUGGUGUCCCCCAGCAAGCUCAGCCACAACUGAGACCUUCUCACCCGCUGUCAAUGACUGUGCAGCAAAUCCCAAGUCAACAGUUUUUAAUAAAACCAAAGUACUACCAGACCCAGAAGGUAUACAGUGGAGUACAACCUGCAGAGGGCGCCUUGCCACUUAGCGCGGGACACAGUCCUGUUCAAGGUCACAGUAUGAGCAACCACACUGGCCGAAUCAAGGUGGUCUUCACUCCCACCAUCUGCAAGGUUACCUGCAUCCAGGGCAACUGCCAAAACACCUGCGAGAAGGGCAACACGACCACCCUGAUCAGCGAGAAUGGCCACGCAGCUGACACCCUGACGGCGCCCAACUUCAGAGUAGUGGUUUGUCAUCUUCCUUGUAUGAAUGGCGGACAGUGCAGUGCUAGGGACAAGUGCCAGUGUCCCCCUAACUUCACGGGAAAACUGUGUCACAUUCCGGUGCAGAAUGGACAUCAUGGGCAACAGCAACACCAGAGUCAAGUGUCAUUGAGUCGGACCCAGGGGGGCCAGGUGCAGUCGACCCACACCCUGCCCCUUCUAAUUGAUGGUCAGAAUGGCAUUCAAAUGAAAUUUCCUCCUAACGUCGUCAACAUCCACGUAAAGCAUCCUCCAGAAGCCUCUGUGCAGAUCCACCAGGUUUCCCAGAUGGAUAACCCCAAUGUUCAGAAAGCCAAGGGAGCUCAGCCUGGCCAGGUCACCUACCACAACCUGGGAUAUACCAACCAACAGUCCAUCUUUCACCACUAUCCUGUCUCUUCUAAGUCACUGGGCCGCUGCUUUCAGGAGACCACUGGAGCACUGUGCGGCAAGGCGUUUCCUGGACUGUCCAAACAAGAAGACUGCUGUGGAACUGUAGGGACGUCCUGGGGAUUCAACAAGUGCCAGAAAUGUCCAAAGAAACCAUCCAUCCCUGUAACGGGUUCUAGACAGCAGCACAUUGACUGUCCUGUUGGGUACAAGAGGAUCAAUAUCACUUUUUGCGCAGAUAUUAAUGAGUGUCAGCUUCAGGGGGUGUGCCCUAAUGGGGAAUGCUUGAAUACUAUUGGCAGUUACCGGUGCUCCUGCAAGGCGGGCUACAUGCCAGACCCUACACUUUCCACUUGCAUUCCCGAUAAUUCCAUGAUCCCUGAGGAGAAAGGCUUCUGUUUCCGGUUUGUCAGUGCUGGAAAACAAUGCUUGCACCCAGUCCCUGUUCAGCUUAGCAAGCAGCUCUGCUGUUGCAGUGUUGGAAAGGCCUGGGGCCCGCACUGUGAGAAAUGUCCCAUUCCUGGAACAGCUGCCUUCAAGGAAAUCUGCCCUGGUGGAAUGGGCUACACAGUUGUUGGAACGUACAAAAAGGUGAACGCCUACCCUAACAAUCUACCUGACACUGACAGCAAGAUCAGGACUAGCCAGCCUGUGCCCGUGGAGGUUCCUGCACCUGUGCCUGCUGACGAAGAGCCGGUGGAGGCCCUGACCUCCACUGAGAGGCACCAAGUGGAGGCGGUUGCAUUGGGUAAAGUAGCUACUGCAGCUCCUGAGGAGGAACUUAUUCCACUUGAUAAUAAUGAUAAACAGACCGAGCCAGGGCAACCACAGCUUUCACCUGGCAUUUCUACAAUCAAUCUGGAUCAGGAAUUUCCAGUGGUUAUUGAGCGGACAUCACCCCCUCCUUUAAUAGAAGUGGCUCCAGAGAUUUCCACAUCAAGUGCAAGCCAAGUGAUUGCACCCACGCAAGUGACAGAAGUGAAUGAAUGUGUAGUGAAUCCAGAUAUCUGUGGAGCAGGAUACUGCCAUAACUUACCAGUGGGAUACACCUGUCUAUGCAAUCCUGGCUUUCAUUUCCAUACUGAAUUAGGCACUUGUGUUGAUCUUAACGAGUGUGAGGAGAGUCCUCCGCCAUGCUCCAAAGGAGAGUGUUUUAAUACAGAUGGAAGCUUCCUGUGUGAGUGUCAAGUUGGCUUUAUGUCGGAUGAAGAAAGGACAAACUGCAUAGAUGUUAACGAGUGUGAGCAGAGUCCUCAGCCUUGCUCCAAUGGCCGGUGCUUUAAUACAGAAGGAAGUUUUCUUUGUGAGUGUCUAAUUGGCUUCAUGACGGAUGAAGAAGGAACACACUGCAUAGAUGUGGACGAGUGCCUGCGGCCUGGCACCUGUGGAGACGGUCACUGCACUAACACAGUGGGCUCCUACAGGUGUGAGUACUGUGAGAGUGGAUUUAAGAUGAGCCGCAGAGGUCACUGUGAAGAUAUCAAUGAAUGCCAAGAUGACAGUGUUUGCUCUGCUGGGCAGUGUGUUAAUUUUCCAGGAUCCUAUGAAUGCAUUCCUUGCCAUGAAGGAUUUGAAGGAAAAAGAGGGCAGUGUGUGGAUGUCAACGAAUGCUCAGAUAGUUCAUUUUGUGCCAAUGGUAAAUGUGAAAACCUUGAAGGAUCCUAUGCUUGCACGUGCAACACAGGCUUCGAGACGACUCCGGAUGGCAAGUUAUGUCAAGAUGUAGAUGAGUGUACCAACAAGCAGCUCUGCGUCGGAGGGCAUUGUCGAAACACGGAAGGCUCUUUCCUCUGUACUUGCAACAGUGGCUUCAGGUUAUCAGCUUCCAGGGACCAGUGUGAAGAUGUAGACGAGUGUGCCAGCCAGCAGGUCUGCGUCAGAGGGCGCUGUGAAAACACAGAAGGCUCUUUUCUCUGCACUUGUAAUAAUGGCUUCAAAUUAUCAGCGUCCAGAGACAACUGUGAAGAUAUAGAUGAGUGUGCCUAUGAUCAUCUGUGCGUCAGUGGGAAUUGCCAGAAUACUGAAGGCUCCUUCCUCUGCACCUGCAGCAGCGGCUUCAGAUUAUCAGCAACAAAGCACCAGUGUGAAGAUAUUGAUGAAUGCAGAGAACAAACGAAUGCUUGCCAGGAUAAUAGCAUCUGCUUUAACAGCGUGGGAUCGUACACGUGUAUGUGUCCUGAAGGCUACGAGCGGAUUCAUGAGACAAGCUGUCGAGACAUCGACGAGUGCUCGUCUGAUGAAGAGUUGUGCCAGCCUCAUGGGGAAUGUGUCAACAAUGAAGGCUCCUUCAGCUGCGUUUGUGAACAAGGCUUCCUUGUGUCUGCUCAUGGGCAGACUUGUGAAGAUGUCGAUGAGUGUGCGGCAAACAACACUUUGUGUGGCAGCCACGGGUUCUGUGAAAACACUGUUGGCUCAUUCCGCUGCCUCUGUGACCAGGGGUUUCAGGACUCUCAUGAUGACCGUGGCUGUGUGGAUGUGAACGAAUGUGAAAAGAUAAGCGGUGUAUGUGGAGAAGCUCUCUGCGAGAACGUGGAAGGAGCUUUUCUUUGUAUCUGCCCCGAUGAUAACCAGGAAUAUGACACAAUGACUGGCCAGUGCACCUCAGCGACACCAUCAGAACCAUCAGAAGAAAGAAAAGACUGCUAUUAUAACUUGAGCGAUGCCAACCUGUGUGACAACGUCCUCACUUCUAAUUUCACCAAAGAGGAGUGCUGCUGUACAUUGGGAGCUGGGUGGGGAGACAACUGUGAAAUUUUCCCCUGUCCAGUCCUGGGAACGGGUGCAUUUUCUUCUCUGUGUCCCAAAGGAAAAGGAUUUAUUCCAAAUGAAGAUUCAGUUGAUGGGGUCACACCACAAAACUACAAAGAUGCCAAUGAAUGUGACUUAUUUGAAGCUGAAAUUUGCAAGAAUGGUGUCUGCGUAAAUACAGAGCCUGGUUUUGAAUGCUACUGCAAACUGGGCCACUACUAUGAUGCUACAAAAUUAGACUGUAUUGAUAUUGAUGAAUGCACUGACAGCUCAGUAUGUAUUGAUGGGCAAUGUGUUAACACAGAUGGUUCUUAUAAUUGCUUUUGCACCCACCCAUUGGUUUUUGAUUUCACACUGCGCAGGUGCAUCGAUCCGACUGACACCACAGAGCAUAACAUGGACGUAUUCCAGGACAUCUGCUGGCAGAAAGUGAGUCAGGACAUGACAUGUAACGAACCACUGAUCGGAAAACAAACAACUUACACAGAGUGCUGCUGCCUUUAUGGAUUGGCCUGGGGACCAGACUGUGCCCUCUGUCCGAAGAAGACCUCGGAAGAUCAUGCAAUGCUUUGUAACAUACCCUUCCCUGGGAACAGUCGGAGAUACGGACAGGAUGCCUUAAUCCCUCCUGAUUAUUCUGAAUCAAACCUGGAAUAUGAUGCCAAUGCAGAUGCUGAUGCUGAUGCCCACGCACCAGGGUUUUUACCUCUCUUCAGAGAGAAUGAACAAUAUGAUGCCUUUGAGGGGCUUCAGGCUGAGGAGUGUGGCAUCUUGAAUGGGUGUGAAAAUGGUCGCUGUGUCAGAGUACAGGAAGGAUACACCUGUGACUGUUUUGACGGGUACCACCUAGACAUGUCCAAGAUGGCAUGUGUUGAUGUGAAUGAAUGCACCGAACUCAACGAUAAAAUGUCCCUCUGCAGGAAUGCCAAGUGUGUCAAUACAGAAGGAUCCUACAAAUGCAUAUGCCUGCCUGGAUUUGUCAGAUCGGAGCAGUCGAAUUACUGCGUGGCAUCAAAAGAAGAACACAACAGUGAAUUCGAGUGAAGACCCUGGGGGCCCACAGAGGACUUUCAACAAUUAAAAAAAAAAAAAUAAAAAAAAAAAAAGCAAUUAUUUAAUCGAAGCCCAUAUACUCUGCACUGUAUGCAUAGUGUACUUGAGAUGAAGAUUAAAAAUGUACCCUGCCGCCUUCUGGUGCCCACAGAAAAGAACCUUCUGGUAAGAAGGUGAAUUUCUGCAGAAGGCACGUGAUACCAAAGCGCAUUGCGUUGACUGACCGAGUGGACAUGUUGUGAGCUAAACGUUUAGAGUCAGGAAGCCAUUGCCGAUCCACCGUGACAAUACAACGGCCAACUCGUCUUUCUCCUGUCAUAUCGAUUUACUUUUGUUUUUGUUCAACGACUUCCACAAAGGAAAGUUGGCCUGAAGAGACACGGCAGAGAAAACCUUGUGUAUUGCUCUCUGUUAAGCUGCAUUUUCUCAGUUCACUGUAUUUGCUCUAUUGAUAAUGUUAUUAAUGUAAAUUCUGCAAUUUAUUUUAUUUUUUUUUUAUUAUUAUUUGUACUAAUGUAGAAUGGCACUGCUGUGCUUCCCUUUGUCUGGAACAUUGGACAAUCGACAGGAGAGGUUGUGUGCAUCCAGUCUGCCCUGUGGAGCAGGCAAAUAUGUUUGUUUUUUUGGUU